Messenger RNA from Porites lobata, 386 nucleotides. Lineage: Eukaryota; Metazoa; Cnidaria; Anthozoa; Scleractinia; Poritidae. The record is from the annotation of a GenBank genome assembly.
GUUGAUUUUGCUGAAAAUUUCAGCUGCAAGUACCUGGGAGAAGUUCAGUCAGCACACUGGAGCCAAGACCAAGUUACCCUGUUCACUGUUGCAAUCUGGACAAAGUCUGGAGACAAAAACAGCUGUUGUGAAUCUCACGUCAUUGUUUCACAUGAUUUGAAGCAUGACAAAAACAUCUGUUGCCGUGUUCAACGACCUUGUGAAGGGGAGACACCCAAACAUAACUCGAGUUUGGAUAUUUUCAGAUGGACCAAGCUCGCAGUUCAAGAACAGGUACAUUGCCCAUUUUCUCCAUUUACUUCAAGGUCAAGGUCUUAACAUCCAGUGGAACUAAUUUGCCACAUCACACGGGAAAGGGGCUGUUGAUGGUAUCGGGGGAACUGUGA